CGCUGAGGUUGAAGACAAUCUAGUACCAAGGCUCGCCUGGUCGUGGAAAAGCGCUAGUCUCCCUCUCGGCAUGAACAGAGCCGUCUGGUCUGACCAAAUCGGUCUUUUUCCACUUACAAAGAAUAUCACAAGACACUUUUAGUCAUAUUCAAAAUGGUCCUAGCAGACACACCAACAAUGAACAAUCAUCGACAUCAUAAUAAUUAUGGUCGAUGCAUAAGAAAAAAUGAUAACAAUCAAGAAAUCUUAAUAAAAAAUUUUAUCGAAGGUGAAACUGUUUUCUACAGUCUGGCUUUACUUAGAGGUUUUGCGCCAGUUUCCUGUUCCAGUAUUUUGAUUCGAGGGCGUAAAAAUCUAAAUACCCAAUGGCCAAUAAUAAAUGGAGAAUUUCGAAUUCUUGUAGAACUAACAAGAGGAAUCAAUGAAUUAGAACUGGAAGCUGGACGUGCGAAAACAAAAUUCACUUUAAUUCAUGAACCAAGAGAUACAAGAUUAAGAGUCACUCCAGUUUAUGUAAUUUGCUCUGGACACGAUGGAUAUUUUCAGGGACCUAAGGAAGAAGAUCGUUCUCCGGAGAGUGCAGCAACAAGAAUUGGUCUGGGAGCACGUCUUCUUCAAAGCCUAACAGCUGAAAAAUUAUAUGAAGCUGGUUACGGGAGAAAAACUUUCCAGUUAGAAAGAGACCUCGAUGGACCGGAAUGUUUAGUAAUGCAAAGUACAUUAAACGUUGACCAAGCUCGCCAAAUGUCUCAGAGAGAGCUAUGGGAAGUCAUCGGACGAGAACUAAUGUCUGGCCCCUUAGCGUCGAAAGAUCGGAAGUAUUUAGCCUUUCUCUCGUGCACACGAUAUCUAGGAUCUUCAAAUUCUGGGACUCACAAAGAUACGCUUGCUAGAACCCAAGGUCACGCUGCUCUAGGGGGAGGUGGACUUGCUCUAUUUGGUUCCGCUUGUCUCCAUACGUGGCCCACUUCCAUGGCGCAAGUACUACCAAAGUUUCUUGAUACUAAGAUAAUUGAUGCCGAACAUCUAAUGGAUGACAGUAACUAUAGAGGCACUUAUGGAGGAUGCCUGGCGACAACUUUAGGAUCUGUUCUUCACGAAUUGGGUCAUACUUUCGAUCUCGGACACACUCGAGAAGGAAUCAUGGGCCGAGGUUUCGACCACAUUGAUCGGGUCUUCGUAGGAUUUUCAGGAAUCGAAACUAAUCGUAAUUCAGUAAGAAGAGAUCCUCAGCAUACAACUGUCGCUCUCAGUCGGCAACUUUGUGUCACAGUGACAAUUCAAGAUCAAUCUAACUUUCCUAUUAGUCCAAAAAGAGGACGUUUAAAUUCGGAAAAUUCGACGCGACAUCUUUCCCCAGCAUCUUCUGAUAACAACUUCUCAACUUCUAUUCCAGGAAGACUAUCUGCUCCUGCAAGUCCAGAAUUAAAGAGAACAUUUUUGAAAACUGUCUUUAAUGCUAAUUUUGAACCUCUUGGAUCUCAAUCUGACAGAACUUUUUGGGGUACUUCCUGUGCGACUUUGUUGGCCUAUCAUAGAUGGUUUAAUAAUUAUAAUGAGAAAAUUAGCCAUCGAGAUCAAAAUGACAUUAAAUAUGAUGCAAACAGAAACUUAGUGCGUUCUCAUCAUGGAAUCAGAGUAAUAGAACUACGAGAAUAUUCUGGCGGAAUGGUGGUAUCAUCUAGACAUUUUCAUGGACCUCGUCCUCCAGUGGAAACUUUGGUACCCCCUUGUUCACACAACGUGAUUGCAGCUUUAAUGCUUGUUGUUGAAGAUUCAGCUGGAAACAUUCUUAAACAUUUUCUUCCAACUGCCUUCUAGAGCUAUUUAUAAGAAAAACAUUUUUACAGUACGUAAAGCUUAAGAAUAAGUUUUUAAAACUACCUCAAGCAGUUUUCUCACUGAUGAAAUAUUCACAUUACCAAUGUUCACAAAACUGUUUAGUGCUAAGAUAAGUUUUAAUAAAAUAACUAAGUUCGGAAUAAAUUAUAUUAUUAUUAGUUCUUAUCAGUAUUAAAACAAAGUGUAAUUAUAUUUAUGCUAUUUAAUUUGAGCUAUUUUUUAUAAAGAUUAUAAUGUAGAUUAAAAGCUUUCCGCUUAAUUUUUAUAGUGAAAAUUGUUAGCCUUUGAUAAAAAGAAAUUUUUUAAGAGAUUUUUCUCCAGCAAAAAUAAAAUUUUAUUUUACAUUUUUAGGCAAAUAUUAAGUUUAUAAAAUUCCAUGUUACUAUUAAAAAGCCAAAGAAUCUUAUCAAAUAAAUUCUAUAAGGUACUUUUAUUUAUUUAGAAAAUUGAAGUCAAUGAUAUCUGUAACUAAUAUUUUAUUUUGAAGUAUCCGUCGCCGAUUUUUCUGUACGCCAACUUGUUAUUUUUAUACAGAAUUAGAGAUGGUAUAAAAAUUUGUCCCACAUUGCUUACUGUUAUAGAAAUACUUCCAGAAUGAUCAGUUAUAAGUUUAUAUAGUGUAUUGAGCAUGAAUAGAAUUCCGACCCACGCGCUACAUGAACAUUAACUUACAAGUAACACUACCCAAGUGUCAAACUAGGAUCAACUUUUACCAUAAAUCCAAGGUAAUAGUCGAUCCCAGUUUUACACUUAUUAGUUAUUCUGAACAUACUCUAAAAUUCACAGCUCACAUUAAAAAUUUAAAAGUUUCACUGUUAAAUCUAGAUUUCCACAAAACCAAACAUGAUAAAUAUUUCUAUUUAAAUGAUAUUGUUAAUGAAGCAAAAACUGUUAAAAAUAAGCUACAUUUUUUAUUACACCGUUAAAAACAUUCACUAUGUUUCAAAAGACAACAGUCAUCGAUAUCAACAAUAGAAUAUGCCUAAUUUAUCAACUUGUUAAACAUUAUGUUAGUAUCUCAUCUGUUUACUUAAUUGUUAUUUAGUGCUAAAGCUAAUCCAUCUUUACUGUUAAAAACAUUGUACAACAACAGGCUUCGAUUCCCUUAAUCUAAAAAUAAACAAAUAUAUAUCAAACAGGCUUCAUGAGACUAAAUCGCAUAUAACUUUAUAACUAUAGAUAUAAUUAUUCCAGUGGGCAUGUAACGUCUUGAAGAUGUCCCUUUUUGUCAGCGGACAUUGAUGGCAAUGUCUCCGAGACAUCAUAAAGACAAAUAACAGACGACUCUAAACCCUUUUCUCUAAUAGAAUCCCAAAAGUAUAUUUCACAAACACACUACGUAAGUUGCUGCUAUAGCAACAUAACAUAAGCUAAAAUCAACAAAACGCUUUUCCGAAAUAUGCUUUUAGAUCCUAUUGGAGAAAGGUCUUAAGCAGUUUUUACAAUAGACCUCAAAUGCAUGUGGGUGGCAGCGCUGGGAUUGACACUGGCACUGAUACUUGCAUCUACAUUGGCAGCAAUUGUAGAAGCUUCUUAAGACAUUCAAUAUCUGAUCCCAAAAAUAAAUAAAAUAUGCAUAAACACACAGAAAAGGACUUCUAAAAGACGUCUUCUCACAUUCCUCCA
This is a messenger RNA of Leptopilina heterotoma, 3468 nucleotides long. RefSeq names its product putative zinc metalloproteinase YIL108W. The record is from RefSeq and is a predicted model, not a curated record. NCBI's taxonomy places the organism in Eukaryota, Metazoa, Arthropoda, Insecta, Hymenoptera, Figitidae. The transcript is spliced from 5 exons. The coding region runs from base 154 to 1821 and encodes 555 amino acids.